This is a messenger RNA of Aureobasidium subglaciale EXF-2481, 876 nucleotides long. RefSeq lists its product as uncharacterized. The record is from RefSeq and is a predicted model, not a curated record. Lineage: Eukaryota; Fungi; Ascomycota; Dothideomycetes; Dothideales; Saccotheciaceae. Bases 1 to 876 code for a protein of 291 amino acids. The transcript is spliced from 2 exons.
AUGGAGCAACUCGAGUCCACCCUUCGUCCGGUGCUGCAGCCCAUCACUCAGAACCUCCCUGGACCAAUUCGCGACAUCGGCAUCUCGUUGCUCGGAAACCACUGCUACAAGACUCUCAUCCACGAUGUCCAGCUCAGCGAUGCGUCUUGCUUCAAGCUGGCCAUCUCAAAGGGACUCGGCAUUGGCAUCAUCGGCGCCUCUGCUGUCGUCAAGAUCCCUCAGCUUCUCAAGCUCCUGAACUCGCAGUCGGCAGCUGGAUUGAGCUUCCUGGCUUACGCUCUCGAGACCAGCUCAUACCUCAUUUCGCUCGCCUACAAUGCUCGCAUGGGCUUCCCCUUCAGCACGUAUGGCGAGACGGCCUUCAUCGCCGUGCAGAACGUCGCAAUCGCUGCUCUAAUUCUGCAGUACAGCGGCAAGGGUGCCGCUGCUGCUGUCUUUGUCGCUGGACUCGCUGCUGCUGGCUACUCGUUGUUCAGCCCGGACAUCAUUGACAUGAAGACCAUGGGUCUCUUGCAAGCUGGUGCCGGUGCUCUUGGUGUCGCCAGCAAGCUGCCUCAGAUCAUGACUGUCUGGCAGCAGGGCGGCACCGGCCAGUUGAGCGCUUUCGCCGUCUUCAACUACCUCUUCGGUUCCCUCUCCCGUAUCUUCACGACCCUCCAGGAAGUCGACGACAAGCUCAUCCUCUACGGCUUCGUCUCUGGCUUCAUCCUCAACGCCGUCCUCGCCAUCCAGAUGAUUUACUACUGGAACAGCGCUCCCAGCAAAGUCAGCGCUCCUUCGCACAAGUUGAACGAGUCGGGAAGAAAGGAGGCUAUUGCCAUGACCACAGGGUCCGAGCAAAAGGGAAAGAGCCCUAGCACUCGCAGAAGAGGUUAG